CUAGGCCUGAGCGCACAGCCCGGCGGAGAGAGCAGAUCCUUGCUCAGAUCCAGCCCUAUCGCGGCCAAGGCGGAGGACGAAGAGUCCAGGCUCUUAUUCUGGACUUGUUCCCCAAUUCCAGGGCGCUUCUCGAUCCUGCAGCAGCCUCUUAGCGGCUCCAGCAGUGCGGAGCCAUUAACUACUCGGUGCUGGAAUAAAAAAAUUCCCGCGCGCCGGCGCAGCCUUUUUCUAAGUGACCCGGAGCUUUUGGCUGCGAGCUCUGCAAGAACUUUCAAAUCAAAGUGCUUGUGAAUUUUAAGCAUCCGGAGCAGGCCAACGAAGCUCUGCGCGUCUAACCGUCUAACCAGAACAAGAGUUCUCUGCGCUGCAGUGUGCGGUGUCAUGCAGCCAGAAGUCCCUUUGGGGUCAGGCAAGCUGAAGCCCUGCUCAGACAUGGGGGACAUCCAGCGGGCAGCGAAGUUUCGGAGCUCUCAGUCUGCACACAUGCUGUUGCUACUCCUCGCUUCCAUAACAAUGCUGCUAUGUGUGCGGGGCGCACACGGGCGCCCCACGGAGGAAGACGAGGAGCUGGUGCUGCCCUCGCUGGAGCGCGCCCGGGGCCACGGUUCCACCACACUCCUCCGUCUGGACGCCUUUGGUCAGCAGCUGCAUCUGAAGUUGCAGCCAGACAGCGGUUUCUUAGCGCCUGGCUUCACCCUCCAGACGGUGGGGCGCAGUCCUGGGUCCGAGGCACAGCAUCUGGACCCCACUGGGGACCUGGCCCACUGCUUCUACUCUGGCACGGUGAACGGUGACCCCAGCUCCGCCGCCGCCCUCAGCCUCUGUGAAGGUGUGCGCGGUGCCUUCUACCUACAAGGCGAGGAGUUCUUCAUUCAGCCAGCGCCUGCGGUGGCCACCGAGCGCCUGGUCCCCGCCGAACCGAAGGAGGAGUCAAUCGCACCUCCGCGGUUCCACAUCCUGAGGCGAAGGCGGCGGGGCAGCGGCGGCGCAAAGUGCGGUGUCAUGGACGAAGAGACCCUGCCAACCAGCAACUCGGGUCGCGAAAGCCAGAACACCCCGGACCAGUGGCCUCUGCGGAACCCCACUCCUCAGGGCGCGGGAAAGCCAACAGGACCAGGAAGCAUAAGGAAGAAGCGAUUUGUGUCCAGCCCCCGUUAUGUGGAAACCAUGCUCGUGGCUGACCAGUCCAUGGCUGACUUCCACGGCAGCGGUCUAAAGCAUUACCUUCUAACCCUGUUCUCGGUGGCAGCCAGAUUUUACAAGCACCCCAGCAUUAGGAAUUCAAUUAGUCUGGUGGUGGUGAAGAUCUUGGUCAUAUAUGAGGAGCAGAAGGGACCGGAAGUUACUUCCAAUGCCGCUCUCACCCUUAGGAAUUUCUGUAGCUGGCAGAAACAGCACAACAGCCCCAGUGACCGGGAUCCAGAGCACUAUGACACAGCGAUUCUGUUCACCAGACAGGAUUUAUGUGGCUCCCACACCUGUGACACUCUCGGGAUGGCUGAUGUUGGAACUGUAUGUGACCCCAGCAGGAGCUGUUCGGUCAUCGAAGAUGAUGGUUUACAGGCUGCCUUCACCACAGCCCAUGAAUUGGGCCAUGUGUUUAACAUGCCACACGAUGACGCCAAGCACUGCGCCAGCUUUAAUGGCGUGAGUGGGGAUUCCCAUCUGAUGGCCUCGAUGCUCUCCAGCUUGGACCACAGCCAGCCCUGGUCUCCUUGCAGUGCCUACAUGGUCACAUCAUUCCUGGACAACGGCCAUGGGGAAUGUUUGAUGGACAAGCCGCAGAACCCAAUCAAGCUCCCAUCUGAUCUUCCCGGUACCUUGUACGAUGCCAACCGCCAGUGUCAGUUUACCUUCGGGGAGGAAUCCACGCACUGCCCUGAUGCAGCCAGCACAUGCAGUACCCUGUGGUGCACUGGCACCUCCGGUGGCUUACUGGUGUGCCAAACAAAACACUUCCCUUGGGCAGAUGGCACCAGCUGCGGAGAAGGGAAAUGGUGUGUCAGCGGCAAGUGUGUGAACAAGACCGACAUGAAGCACUUUGCUACUCCUGUUCAUGGGAGCUGGGGACCGUGGGGACCAUGGGGAGACUGCUCAAGAACCUGUGGUGGAGGAGUUCAAUAUACAAUGAGAGAAUGUGACAACCCGGUCCCAAAGAACGGGGGGAAGUACUGCGAAGGCAAACGAGUCCGCUACAGGUCCUGUAACAUUGAGGACUGUCCAGACAAUAACGGAAAAACAUUCAGAGAGGAGCAAUGCGAGGCGCACAAUGAGUUUUCCAAAGCUUCCUUUGGGAAUGAACCCACGGUGGAAUGGACACCCAAGUAUGCUGGCGUCUCGCCAAAGGACAGGUGCAAGCUUACCUGCGAAGCCAAAGGCAUUGGCUACUUCUUUGUUUUACAGCCCAAGGUGGUAGAUGGCACUCCCUGUAGUCCAGACUCUACUUCUGUCUGUGUGCAAGGACAGUGUGUGAAAGCUGGCUGUGAUCGCAUCAUAGACUCCAAAAAGAAGUUCGAUAAGUGUGGCGUUUGUGGAGGAAAUGGCUCCACGUGCAAGAAAAUAUCAGGAACGGUCACUAGUACAAGACCUGGGUAUCAUGACAUUGUCACAAUUCCUGCUGGAGCCACCAACAUUGAAGUGAAACAUCGUAAUCCAAGGGGGUCCAGAAACAAUGGCAGCUUUCUGGCUAUUAGAGCUGCAGAUGGUACCUAUAUUCUGAAUGGAAACUUCACUCUGUCCACUCUAGAGCAAGACCUCACCUACAAAGGUACUGUCUUAAGAUACAGUGGUUCCUCAGCAGCAUUGGAAAGAAUCCGCAGCUUUAGUCCACUCAAAGAACCCCUGACCAUCCAGGUUCUUAUGGUGGGCCAUGCUCUCCGACCCAAAAUCAAGUACACCUAUUUUAUGAAGAAGAAGACGGAGCCCUUCAACGCUAUUCCCACAUUUUCGGAGUGGGUGAUUGAAGAGUGGGGGGAGUGCUCCAAGACAUGUGGUUCCGGUUGGCAGAGGAGAGUGGUAGAGUGCAGAGACAUUAAUGGACACCCUGCUUCUGAAUGUGCCAAAGAAGUGAAGCCAGCCAGUACCAGACCUUGUGCAGACCUUCCUUGCCCACGUUGGCAGGUGGGGGAUUGGUCACCAUGUUCUAAAACUUGUGGGAAGGGUUAUAAGAAGAGAACCUUGAAAUGUCUGUCCCAUGAUGGCGGUGUGUUAUCAAAUGAGAGCUGUGAUCCUUUGAAGAAACCAAAGCAUUACAUUGACUUUUGCAUACUGACACAGUGCAGUUAAGAGGUUUUGAGGACAAUGUAGCGUGGGAGGGCUGAUACACUGAAAGCAAGAGUGCUGGAGGGAUCCUGUGAAUCAAACCAGUAAACAGUGAGGUGUGGCAAUGAGGUGUGUGUAGGGGAUACAUUAGCAAAAGAGGUAGAUCCGUACACUAUCCUGCCAGUUAACUUCUGAUAGGGUAGUUAAUGAGGAAUAGUAGCAUCUGAAAGACCAUACAUAGCACUAUGAAGCCCCAAAGUACUAUUAGUAUUCCUUUUGUUACAUCCACUGCACAAAUAAUUUUCAGAGUCUGGCAGAAGCAUGGCUACCCUGUUGCAUGGUACUAAUUAAUACUUUGUAUCACAGGGGUUGGGAAAGGAAAGCAGAAGAAUGGUAAGAUUGGAUUUCAAACAUGGCUUACUUUUUUAUCACUGGAGGCAGGGAGAAGGGUACAAACAAGAUCAUUAUUCAAAGUUUCUGGCUGCCGUGGUUUCAGGGAAGGUUGAUUCCUAUCAAGAGUGAAAAGUUCUGAUUGCUCAACAUGAGAGAGAGAAAGCCUCGUCUCUGUGAAAUAACUCUUGAUUUCUUCUUAGACCAUCUCCGUUUUUUAACCAUAAUUCCUGUUGAGGUAGUAACAAUUCACCUACUUAUAAAAUGUACAUUGGGUGGGAAAAAGUGAAGUAUAAGAGUUACACAUAAAAACUCAAGGAAUAAGCAACAUGGCUCCUGCUUUGCUUUCUCCUAAGGUUAGCCUGCCUGGGAUCUGUGGACGUUAAAGAUAAUCCUUGACUCACAAAAGGCAGUAAAACCAUACAUGUCAUGCAAGAGUAAGAAUGGGCUAUAGAGAUCAGGGUCCCAUGAGAUGGGGGACACGGAGGUCACUCAUCUCACAUGGGAGACUGCUGCAGGAUAGCAGGUCCACUCCUGGCAGCUGGUCCAACAGUCGUAUCCUGGUGAAUGUCUGUUCAGCUCUUUUACUGAGAGAGAAUAUGACUGUUUCCAUAUGUAUAUAGUAAAAUACAUUACUAUGAUUUAUAUGUACUUUAUAAGUAUUGGUUUGUUUGUUCCUUCUAAGAAGGACUAUAGUUUAUAAUAAAUGCCUAUAACAUA
Rattus norvegicus (Norway rat) is the source of this 4371-nucleotide messenger RNA. RefSeq names its product ADAM metallopeptidase with thrombospondin type 1 motif, 1 (gene Adamts1). The record is from RefSeq and is marked provisional. Bases 382 to 3285 code for a protein of 967 amino acids. Lineage: Eukaryota; Metazoa; Chordata; Mammalia; Rodentia; Muridae. The transcript has 9 exons. Gene Ontology annotation, molecular function: metallopeptidase activity; metalloendopeptidase activity; zinc ion binding. Gene Ontology annotation, biological process: extracellular matrix organization; proteolysis. Gene Ontology annotation, cellular component: extracellular region; extracellular matrix.